Molecule: messenger RNA, 1755 nt
Organism: Aspergillus glaucus CBS 516.65
Lineage: Eukaryota; Fungi; Ascomycota; Eurotiomycetes; Eurotiales; Aspergillaceae
Gene: yap1
Product: putative bZIP transcription factor AP-1/Yap1
Exons: 3
Coding region: 1-1755 (584 amino acids)
Cellular component (GO): RNA polymerase II transcription regulator complex
Molecular function (GO): transcription cis-regulatory region binding; DNA-binding transcription activator activity, RNA polymerase II-specific
Source: RefSeq, a predicted model, not a curated record
AUGACAGACUACAAUUCCCUUUACCAACAAGGUCUCUACCUCUCCCCUGAUCAACAAGAUCUCCUCCUUGCCGCCCUCUCUUCGAACAAUUCGUCGCAGAAACAGCAAAAUAAAAGCCCGCAAACAAAGACAGAGUCAAAUGGCACACCGAAGCACACACCUGCGGGUAGCGUCAACGUCUCUCCAUCUGCAGGCAAUGACCCGUUUGGAAAUCAGUCCGGCGGGCUGGGAUAUGGCGAUGACGACAGUCCGUUCCUCGACUUCAACCCCGAUGCGGAUUUCGACUUUCAAGGGUCCGAAAGUUUGAUUGGAGAUAUCCCCGGGAGCGUUCCACCCUCAGAUGAUUAUGAGCCUGGUGAUAAGAGGAAGGACAUGGACGGAAAGUCCGAAAACGAGAACGAGGAAUCGGGAGGUAAAAAGCGAAGAGAGAGUGAUUCACAGGCCAAGAAGCCAGGCCGGAAGCCAUUGACUUCGGAGCCGACUUCAAAGCGCAAAGCCCAAAAUCGAGCCGCACAGCGGGCAUUCCGUGAACGCAAGGAAAAGCAUCUCAAGGACUUGGAGAUCAAGGUGGAUGAACUGCAAAAAUCAUCUGAUAAUACGACCCAGGAGAAUGGUCUCUUGCGUGCGCAGAUGGAACGUAUGCAGGUCGAACUCAAAGAGUAUCGCAAGCGUCUCUCAUUGCUUACCAGAGGCAAUGGAAUCUCAGCAAUGAGUGCCAUUCCGGGUGCCUAUUCAAAGAAUAUGCAAGGAUUGAACAACGAGUUCCUCUUCGACUUCCCCAAGUUUGGAGAUUUGCCCGGUUCGCACAUUUUUAAUAACGGCCAGUCCAAACCGAACGACGCCCAAUCUAUGUCAGGACGCAGUCUUCCCUCAGCACCUGGUGUCCUAAAUCGUGAUGCUUUGGAUAUGCCGAGAGCCAACGGUGGUCAUCAGUCACCGGCUUCUCAACACACUCCGAGAUCAGACAGUGGAACCCCCAAGGGUAGUGUCCAUGAUCAAACCGCAGCCAAGCCCGGCUCGACUCACCAUGUCAAAAAAUCGACUACGCACGACACCUCCAAUUCGGACUCCCCAUGCUCCUCGUCGGAUUCGCAUCACAGCCGGGGUCCCUCUUCCAAGGGAACCUCGCCGGAACCCUCCCCCGCCGCGGAAAAGCCUGACUCUAACCAUGUGCAUUCGUGUGGCAUCGAUGGCGAGAGCUCUUUCUGUGCACAACUCGGCCUUGCGUGUGGGAAUAUCAACAAUCCUAUUCCCGCUGUGAGAAUUCCAUCCGUCAGUGCUACGAGUACGCCUCAGGAGCAACCGGGUCAGUCGGAAGAUGCUGGUCUCGAUCUCAUGGCCCAACAGAAUGGGGGACAAUUCGACCCUGUGCUUUUUGGCGACUGGCGCGAGCCACAAGAUGCCGUCCUGUCGCAGGAUUUCGGUACCUUCUUCGAUGAUGCCUUCCCGCUGCCGGAUCUGGGUAGCCCGUCUCACAACUUCAACGAGCUUAUGGAUCCAUCGGCGCACAAGAAGAAUCCCGUUGCGGGACUUGACAAGCUGGAUGAGGACGAAGUGGUUCCUGGUGAGGAUCAGUCGCAAAUGAUGUCGUGUAACAAGAUUUGGGACCGUCUGCAAUCGAUGGAGAAAUUCCGAAAUGGCGAAAUCGAUGUCGACAAUCUUUGUUCGGAAUUGCGCACCAAGGCCCGAUGCUCAGAAGGCGGCGUCGUGGUCAACGAGAGGGAUGUGACCGAUAUCAUGGGACGCGUCAAAUAA